UCCGUGUCCCUGGCUGCCAUUAUUCAGUUAUUGCUUACAUUGUUCAUUCCUUAAGGCGGGAGGCAGGAGAGCAAAACAAGAUCUUGCCUUGAAGAACACGCGGUUUGUUCAGACAGGUGCAACAUACUGGCAAGUAUGUUUACCUUAUGAUCAGUGAGAUGAAUAGAGGAAAACUGUUAAAAACAGUGAGUAGAUAGUUGAAGCUGGGUUUAUUGGUCUGUAAAUCAGUAUGAAUGAGCUGAUAAAGCCACUUGUGGGAGGAGACAAGUCAGGAGCUUGUAAGGAUGUUGAGUCUGUAAUAUAACAAGUCAAUUAACAAUGGAGAAAGACUUCCUGGGGGAAGGAAAAGGAAUUCCUAUUUCUCAGUCAUAUGACAAAUGUAAACACUGCCUCAUGCACUUACUGCUGAAUUACAUACAUGUUCUCAAGGGGUAUGUUUCCCUGCAACGUUUGUCACAGAUUAAAAAAACAAAACAAAACAAAAAAGACAAUAAAAAGUGAUUAGAAGAAGAGAGGUAUUUUAUCUGUUAUUUAUCUAAUCAGUCUGCAAUCAUUUGCUUUGCUUUUGGUGAAAAGUGGGCCAGAAAAACCCUGAGAUCCAAUUUCUAGGCUUGAUUUUUAAUUUGCGAUGCUUAUCUCUGUUGGUAAGCUUAAGAUGCCCUAUUUACCAUGCCGUUUUAAUAAACCACACUGAGUAGCAGAUAUAUUAUAUGCGUCUUGCAUACAGACACUGAAUUUUUUUAAAUAGUCAUCUUGUAAAUAAAGUUUCUCACUUGAACAGAUUGCCAAGUCCUCAAGAAUUUUCAUUGCCUUUCAAGCACGUGAGUGAUUUCAUGACUAACUGUGAAAAGUUAGCCAACUUGAUCAAAUAAAGCAAUGGCUGUUAAAAUGAAGUUUGUUCUUUCUAGCCAGUUCUCUCAUUGCUCCAUUUUUAAAAAAAAUAUAUGUAUAUAUCAGUGAAAGUUUCUCGAUAGAAAAGAGACAUCCAUGUAACAACCUCUCAACAUUCACUAAACCUACGUGGAUUUCUCUGACAAACCCACAAACCUCCACAUGCAUCCAUCAGACUCAUAAAGGGCAGAAUGAGUUUACCAAUCAUUUAGGAAAAUUCCUAUACCAUAAACCGUCUUCAGUUUGAGCUGGUUCACAUGUGAGAACACUGGCAAGCAGUUCUAUCUUGCAACCUACUCAUUCUACAGCCUCUUCAUCUCCUCUGCUGAUAUUCUAGGUUCACAACAGAGAUGAGUUGCUAGAGGAGAUCUCUGAAACAAUUAUAUUUAUCAGCAGAGCUAGACCACAGCUUGUGUUUCCAAAUGACAGAGCCAUGAUAUAAUCAGUGAUUGCCAGUUGUCUCAUAUGUAUGGUGGCACCCUCUUUCUUACUGAAAGGUCAACGCACAUAAGUGUUUCCAAAAAUCUAUGCACCCAACCUUUUCAGUUGCAGUGCUCUAGUUGGGGCUACCGUUUAACUGGUAUUUUCAUGCCGAAACUAUUGACACCCGUGGUUCUGGUAGUGCCUAAGAUGAGCUUAAUUGCUGGUUUUACAAACUCAUGCAAGGCAAGUACAGUUUCUUAGAAGAAAGAAGUGUAAAUGAGAAACUGUACUCAGACAGUCUCUGUCUCAUUGGAGUCUUAGACCUGACAGAUUUUCCUAUGCAUUCAAGAAUCCAAUAACUUGCUAUAUUUCACAUAAAUACUGCUGGGACAUGCAGUAACCUUUGCUGGAAUAGCAUGACAAGUUACUGGGGGAUUGCAUACUAGUGAAGAGAUAGGGAAGUGUAAGGAUGCAUCAAGAGUGAUUCAUAAUAUGGGUACAGCUUGGCAACUUGUUCUCUUUUGAGCAGACCCCAAUAGCUGUAGAUAUCUGAAUCCCCAUCUUUCUAUCCUUGCCUCACCAUUGUUUUAAGGAGGAGUAGAGUAUCAAGGAUAAGAAAUCUGCCAGAACCUUAUUCUUUUUAUUUUUUUCUGUGGUGCACUCUCCAAUCAAAACUUUCUCACAGGAGAGACCUGUGACCACAGGACUCUAUCUUUCUGGAUGUGUUUCAGACACUCAAUCUGCUUCCGCUGUAUAAAAUUGCAUCUGACUGACCUUGACCUUCUUAGACAUUGGGAUUCUUCCCCUGCACGUGUCCAGCUAGAGGUUUUUAAAUCUUUUGAUCUCCUGCAAAGACAAUUUAUAUCUUCUAAAUAAAAAACAAAAAAUUCCAUCAAGAAGCCCAAAAACAUAGUAGUAGCUGAUUAUUUUUUUUUUUCCCCUCCAACAGAAAGAUGGAAUCAUACCAACCAGAUCCUGAAAAACUAAGAGAUGAGCACCAAUCAGACUACAGGCUUGUUUUUUUAUUGUAUCUGGGCUGGAAUUAGCCCAAAACUACACAUGGUGGACAAUGAACAACACUGUUAAGUGCCAUGAUGAUCACACCCUGGAUAAGUAUUUGUUUCCAUUUGUGUACGGCACUGUGAUGGUGAUCAGUAUUCCCAUCAACUGCAUAUCCCUCUAUGUGUCUUGCAUUCAGGUGAGGAAAAAGAAUGAGUUGGCAGUCUACCUAUUUAGUCUGUCCCUGGCUGACCUGUUGUACUCUGUAAUUCUGCCUUUGUGGAUUGAUUAUGCCUGGAAUGGAGACAACUGGACACUCUCUGCCAGGCUUUGCCAGUUUUCUGCCUUCCUUACAUACAUGAAUUUUUACACCAGCACUGCGUUUCUUGCUUGCAUCUCUCUCGAUAGGUACCUGGCAUUAGUUCACCCCCUGAAGUUCCAGCACUUACGUACAAGAAGAAUUUCACUGAUUGUCAGCAUAAUUGUUUGGCUUCUGGAAGGUACCUUUAAUUCAGUUAUACUGAUGAAUAAAGAAGUAUUUAAUGAUCCUUGCAAUUCUACUAAUCAUAUAUUAUGUUAUGAUAAAUACCCCCUGGAAUGGUGGCAGGCACAGCUGAACUUAUUCCGGAUAUGCUCAGGGUACCUGCUCCCUUUGGCAAUCAUUUUGUUUUGCUACCAUAAAAUCUACCAAGCAGUGAGGUGUAAUCAAGCCACAGUAAAUGAAGAGAAGAAAAAAAUCAGGAAACUUAUACUGAAUAUCACAGUUAGUUUUAUUAUUUGUUUCACUCCUUAUCAUGUUGUAUUGCUUAUUCGGAGCAUCAAAGAACCUCAGACCUCUAACCUACAGCUUCUACAGUCAAUGUACAAAAUCUACAGAAUCACACAAGCCUUUACAAGUUUGAAUUGCAUUGCUGAUCCCAUUCUUUACUGCUUUGUGAGUGAAACUGCACGAACAGACAUUCUGAAUUUGCUCAGGUGUUGCUUAUACCUACAAAAGCCUGAAGGAAACCAACCAGAAGAACAUGCUUUGUGCAGUUCUGUUACAAAGAGCAAUGCACUGGUCACCUACAGAUCUUCCUGUGAAACUGAAACUCUGUAAAACGUCUGUGAGAUCACAGUCAAAGAAAAAGUGGAUAAUGUAAAGGGAAAAAAAAGUAAAAAUAAAUCUUCCCUUGUCUGUAUCUAAGUAAACAACUCCAAAACAAUCUAAUCUAGGUGAAACCAGUAGCUGGAACUAAUAAGAAUAUAUUGCAGGGUCAGUUAAAUCAGUGGAGCAUCAUGACAUUUCUUAAAAUCAGGUGUGAUACGUAAAUCAGUGUCAACAAACAGUCAAGGAAAAAGAACAUGAUAUGCUGACAGAAUUACAGAGGGUCCCCCAAAGAACUUCCUCCUGUCUCAGCUUGCUAGCUAGCCCACAUGCUCAGUACACUUGUACUUAGCUGCAAGAAGGCUGAAGUCCUUUUAAUCUAGUUUUCCAGUUUUAACAGAAAUCUUCAAGUUCAUCUGAGAAAGAUUCUUCUGUAUGAUUUUUUUCUUAAAUCAGUACUGUGAUAGAAAUGAAUGAAAAAUGCACACACGCAAAGAAUAUUCAAAUGAUUGACAAAGGAGCAGACAAACUGAUAGUGUUAUGAUGAUUCCUGAUUCAGUAAUGACUCAAAUGCUCCUUCAGCAUAACCUCCCCAAUUAACCACCUCUUAAAAUUGUUUACCUCAUGUAGACAAUUACUUACCUGAUCUUAUGCGUUUUAGCUUUUGGGAAAUGUAUGUUUUAAUGUAUAUUAUCACAUGGCAUGCAGUUUCAUUACAAAUACUGAAUUUCAGACAACUGAAGAUUCAUUAAUUAGAAUACACAUAAGGAACAAAAUUCAAGCCGCAGCUGGAUAACUAAGGUGAAAUUUUACUUUACAUGUUCAUGAAGGAACAGAAAGGAUUGGAAGGUGAGGUUUCAUGUCUCCAUGAAAGAAAAGACCUAUCUUUGGUCUAGCUUCUAGUGACCGAAAUCUGGAGUACAGUUUUGUUUGUAGAGUCAAAGGAGCAAAAAGAUUUAUAUUCAUUUACUUAUUCUCAGUCAGACAAUUAAAUAAAAAUAAUAUAUCAGUAAGCUAACAAACAAUACUAACAAGCCAUAAUAAUAACAAUAACAAACAAUAAUAAGGCAACAAAAUAACACAAAUAUUGAAGGUUGAAGUUUAGCACAGAUCAAAAUUAGAGCUGUUAAUGCAGAGAUUUGUUCACAUGGUUCACAGACAGCAAUAGCUGCACAUUCCCAUGAAAAGAUGGUCAAAAUUUGUCUUCUCUCACAAAGUUUUCACUUUUGGCCAGUUUCCAGGAAGAAUGUUCAGUUGCAGUGGUUUCCCAAUUUCAUAAAGGAUAAAAAAAAGUAUUUCCACCAAAAAUGUCCCUCUAUCAAGUCUGUAAUGGAAAGAAUUUUAACCAGCAUUUUUCAGCACACAUCCAGGACUGAUAUUAUACUUGAACGACCAGCAUACUGUGUCAGCAUGGAAAUUCUUAAACAGGAUCCCUCUGCACAGAAAAUAUCUCCAUUACAAAGAACCACUUUCAUUCCACUGUUCCCAAUUAUAUCUAUUUAUAUUUUUUUAUUUAUUUCACAUCCUGAGAAGGGAACUUGAGAGGCUGAGGACACUGGGCACGUUCAGAUUGGAGAAGAUUUUGGGGGUCCUAAUGGCAGUCUUUCUAUACCUGCA
Messenger RNA from Meleagris gallopavo (turkey), 5017 nucleotides. NCBI's taxonomy places the organism in Eukaryota, Metazoa, Chordata, Aves, Galliformes, Phasianidae. The record is from RefSeq and is a predicted model, not a curated record.